AUGAGUAAGUCCAGCACUCUGAAAGUGAAGAACUUAUUUAAAACAAAAGAAAACAAAGAAAGCAAAGAGCUCAAGCGGUCAACCUCGCUGAAGAAGGAUGGAGAAGCGACGAGCGACGUGCGCAAGUCGGAGACUUCACCUGCGAGCCCCGUUCCCCUCAGCCCGGGAGACAACUUCACUCUGCCCGGUGAUGUUUUACCCGGUUCCCCGAAAGAAAAGAAGCGAAGGCGGCUGCUGUCGUUCAAGCUGAAACGGAAAAAAUCCAAACGGAAAGAAGGAGGAGGGGAAGAGGUGUUUUUCCCCGAGACGGAUGAACUGGACAGUUUCCACAGCCUCAGGAGCUACGACCAGAUCAGUAUCUCCACAGAGUGCAGUUUCCGGACUGAAUCGGACUGGGACCCUCACUCUGAGUCCACCUCCGUGAUGAGCUUCGACAUGAAACUCGGAGGAGAAGAAGGGCGUGAUUGGUCGCAUCAGCCACUUCUUCAGCUCCAAAAGGAAGAAGAGCGGCAGCAGGCAGCAUUCAGGCGAUCUGAGCACCCGACAUCCCCGACAUCCCCGACGUCCCCGUUAUCUCCAAGUUCACCUCUGUCUGAUCAGGAGGUCGGGCCAAGGACUCCAACUAAUUCACGAAAAGACAGCGAGCUGACAGGACCUGAUUAUGCAGACAUCACCAAAGCGGCAGAUCUUGGGGACACCCUGAGCCUGAGCUCCAGUCCCAGCGGCUCGAGCAUUGCUUCUCUGCUGGCAGACAGGAACAGCAUUGGCCGCAGCAGUGUGAGAGAAGUGUAUGUGCGCAUGGUUAGCACAGGCAGCGACGAAAGGAAUUCUGGGAAUGCAACUCCCACCAAUCUAGAUUUUGCUGCGACUCAAUUAGGGGACUCCGGCUCAGAAAUCAGCUUCACAGACUCGGUGGUGGAGGAAGUGAGCAAGAGGCUGCGGGUCAGUUUGGAGGGAGAUCUCCUGAAGCAUACGGAGGAUAAUGCAGCUGACGAAACCACAAUGUCGACACUUCAAAACCCCCUUUUAAAGCCAGUCGAAGCUUCAAAGUCACCUAACUUAACCUCUAUUAGUUUAGCAUCGAAGAGGUCUUCAGCAACAGUUGGAGAGAAGGGGCACAGCACUGCUUUGAGAGGGAUAACUUUAGGCUCUCCGUCAUCCACAGACAAGAGGAGGGGUCGGAUCAUCUCUUUGGAAACUGCAACAAAGAUAUUGAGCCCUUCACCUGAGAGUGAGCAAACGCCCCGAGGGGAUUCUCCUGCCCAACUCCACAAAGCGAUAUGGGUGGAAACACACCUGGGACCGGAGGAGGAAGAGGAGAGGGAGGGGGAGGAAGAGAGGGAUAUAAUGAAAGAAGAGGAGGAGGGCUUCAGAGCAGACUCGCCUCCCGUGCUGGCUAUACCUGUCACGGUCAUUCCUGAGGAGGAUUUUGUUUUUCAGGAAACUGCCGACAGCCCUUCUACCCCCUCGGAGACUCGACGGUUCGCUGGUAGCCUGCCAGACUCAGACAUCGCCUUGGCAGUGACUACAGAGGAGUCACAAACAAACUCAGAGCAGACAGAGGAGCUUGACGCUGGCACGCACCCAAAGCAAAGUUCACCUCAGGAGAGACGCAAAUCGACAGAAAUACGUGUGACACGCAAGACUGUGAAUCUGCCUUCCAAAAACAAAGUUUAUGCCCACAUGGUGUACAUUAGCCCCGAGCCAAGUUUGGACGGGAACGAACCGGCAGAAGAGGACAGCAGCAGCAGAGAUUUAUCUUCAAAGACUGCAAACACAACAGAGGAGAAACUACUGCCAAGCCUCCAAAACAACAAUGAUCUUCAGGAAGCAGAGCUGGGACCAUUUCCAACAACAGAUGAGACGACUCACUCUGACAGAAAUACUCCUGAACCCUUAGUCGAAGAAAGAAAGGACUCUGAGGCCUCUGACUUGGAUGAGGCCUCUUCAUCCUCAGACAUGUACAGAGCAAAGCUACAGGUGGUGGGGCCUGUGGUCGGAGGCCAAGGCACUGACCAGGCUUCACCCUCUAAACGAGGAGUUAAAGGAGCAGCAGAGAGUCGGCAUACCACAGUAAGUGGAGCAAAGACCCCGUCCUCAGCAGCUGGCAGCAGGGCCAAGAAUGUGACAACAAAGGCUAAGGCCUCCACGGAGAGCACAAAAGUGGGAACUUCCACUGAUAUGCUACCACAGAGGGAACAAAGCAAUGAAAAAACUGCUUCUAUGUUACCAACAUUAAAAGAACAAAGCAGCAGUAGUACUUCAAGUGCAACAGGUUCAAAGUCUAAAAUCCCAAAGAGGUCAACAUCAGAGGCUGAUGUGAAAUCACCAGUGACACCAGAUAAAGCAUCAGUGGCAGAGGCCUCGGGGUCAGCAGUAACAUCCAAACUGCAGAAACAACCCAGAAGCAAAGACGCUUUGAAAUCCCCUGUCUCUCCAACCAAAACUGGCAGGAAACCAAGUUUUGAAGAAGCAAAGGGGGGGAAAGCUUCUCCAGGAGACAUUUCUCCCGCAAAACUCAGGACAGGAACAAAGCUUCUUAAAGAGAAGGCAGAUGAGGACAGCGACUCUGUAAACCUGGUAAAUGGUGUGGUGAGAGACCACGAGGAGAGGAGAGUUAAAACACUAUCCACGACUGACAGAGAAAGCCCGGACGUCAAAAAACGAGGGCAAAACCAUCUGGAGAACAAUGCCUCACCUAAGACUCGGUUACCGGUUUCGUCUCCAGCAAGAAGGAGGAAUGCUAACAUGACAAUCGACACUAACUAUAAAAAGACUACAUCUGCUCAGACAGACUCAGAGAAGCAGAAGAAGCAGAGUCCAGAGCAGCAAGAAGUGGAGAGACCUGGGAGUGUAUCUCCACCUCCGCUCCCUGAAAGUCCAAAGAGAGGAAGCAUGCUGUCACCAAGACCAUCCAAAAACCUCUACAAAAGAAGAAACAGCACUGAAGAGAGACAUUCACCCACACCUCGUGCGUCUCCUACAUCUCGUGCCUCUCCCUCAUUGCGUUCCUCUCCGACUCCCACCAAGCAAGAGAAAACUGCCUCAUCAAGGCUCCCCAAACAAAGCGACAGCCCCAAACCCCCCAAGAGUCCAGGCAAGGAUUCACUGGAUCCCUUGUCACCUGUGAGCAAGCUUCCUACAAGAGGGCAGAGAAACUCCAACAAAGUCAAGUCCACAAAGCAAUCAACUGAGAGUCCUGCGACCACACCCACAUCCAAACAGAACUCAGGUCUGAACUCUCCCGCAGAGACGUCAGAGAGUGUCCUAGCCGAUCAAGCAAACAAUUCAAUUGUGUCUACAGAGGAAGAAGAGGACACAAAGAAACUCACAGACAAUCAAUCCAGUGUCAGUAAAAUCAAACAGAAAGGAAAAAUGUUAGAGGAGUCAGAGGAGGACAUAAGUAGUCCUUCACUUGAAGAGGUUUUAAAAAUCCAUCCCAUAGAUAACGAUGAUGUGGUUAUCACAGGAAGAUCUGAGGUAGAAAUUACACCAGGACACAACGUAUCCUCUGAUAGUGAGGCUGUCAAAGGAAGCACAACAAUGUCACCUGAUUUAAAUAAUGCAAAGACAGGUAGCCAGAAAGAACAGGAUGCAAACAAACAACAAACAAAUGUUGUAUCUCAGAUCAAAAGCAAUAACACCACAAAGAAACAAGAGACCGAUUUUCCAACUAAUACCUGCAAAGAGGAAGUAAAAGAAAAAGACAUUACAGAGACAGCCCAGCUGAUUGGUAACAUAAAACCAGAUGCAGUCCAGGUGAAAGGACUUGCAGAGCCAAAUUCUGCAGAGUUGGCUCAGAACACAACACAAGCUCAGGAGGACGUAACUGAUACGUCGGCCACACCUGUUGUUGAUGACAGCAUUCACUGUGACAUAAUGACUGAUCAGGUGUGUGUUGAGCCUGGUAGCAAAGAAACAAAUAUGGCCACUUCUAACAAAUGUGAAACCGGAGAUAGUCACACUGCUAAGUUGGACUCAAAAGACCAAGAUGCCGAGCAAAAAGACGUAAGUUCAACCUCGACCAUCGCUGUUUCUGUUGAUCCUAAUCUGGAGAGUAAAGAGCAGCAAAAGGAGUUACUGAAUGAAGCCACAGAUCUUGUUCUUGAUAAUGAAAGAAUGCCCACAGACAGCAGAGAAAAUGUCAAAGAUGUUAAGGUGGAGGAGAAAAGUAAAGAGGAGGUAGGCAGGAAACCAGUAGAGGCUUUGGACAAUAAAACAGAAACUGGGGCUGCUUGUGAAUCUCCCAAGAAUGUUGAAAAUCAGCCUGACAAAGAGCCUCUUUUAGUAGUUGGAAAAAUUGAAAGAAAGGAGAAGGACUCCAAACCAAAUGAAAGCCUGAAUGAGGCAGCAGUGGAAAGCAAUGAGUCACAGAACAGUUCCAAAAAGGAGCUCCAGGCCAUAGCUAGCGAGGAUAAAGCAGAGAAAGAUAUUACAGAACCAGUGAAACCAACACGUCUGUCAUCCGAGGAGAAAUGUGUACAGCCUGAAUCAGAGAAGGAACCACAGUCAAUCAUUACAGAUUCCUUGCGGGAGAAUAUGACAGAGGCAGCACAGGAAGGAAGUACAAUGCAAGAUAAUGAGGGGAGUUUUGCAGAAACAAAUAAGGAAUGUGCAAUCCUCUUAGAACAAAAUGCAGAGAUUGGAAACAAGGAAACAGAUCAGCAGAUUAAGGCAUUAGCAGAGAAAAAAGAACCAGAGCCCAAAACACUUCAAUCCAAAGGUGAGGAGGUUAGAAUUAAUGAAACAAAUCAGGAGGACAAACACACUGACGUCACAAAGGAGAGUCAAACUCCUGAACUUAAAGAUGUGAGCACAAAAACUGAAGUCAACAAAAAGGAGAGAGAAACAAAAGGGUCAUCAUUGAAGAGUUUGGAGAACAACAAUUCAGGUGCUAACAGUGAAGUUAGCGUCCAGCAAGACAAGAAGUCUAAAGUUGGAAAAGACCAACCAGAGCCAGAGAAAAACAAACCAGCAAAAUCCAGAUCCAAAGCUCUCAAGAAAGAAAAUGCUACGGAGAAGUCAUUAGAAAGCCUACUUCCACAAGUGGAUACCACUCAAAAAGUAGAGACAGUAAACGGUGAAACCAAGAGUGCUGAAGGUACCAGAGAAGAAGCUGAAACAAAGGAUUCGUCUGUCAAGAGUUUGGUAAAAGAGACUGCAGCUGCUAAUGCUAACAUUGAAGUAAGCAUAAAAGACAAAGAGUCCAAGAUUAACACAGACCAAGUUGAGGACUUUACAAAACUUUCUGAAGACAUUGCAACAAAAUCUAAAAGUCCAAAUGCCAACAAAGAACAGCAACCUGAGACAGAAAAGGCUCAGCAGAAGAGCAAAGAGAGCCAAUCUUUACAGACGGACAGAGCUGAAAAACAAAUAGCAUUUAGCGGUGAAACCCAGAGUGCUAAAAUUACAAGAGAAGAGGCCAAAACAAACAAACUGAAGAAGUCAUUAGCUGUGAAAGAUGACAAAAUUAAAAGUCCAGAGAUAAACAAAUCUAUAAAAUCCAAAAGUCAAAAUGCCUCUGAACGAAAGCAGCAACUUGAGAAGAAAAAAGCUCCAGAGAAGACAUCAGAAAGUCCAGUUUUAGAAAGACAAAAACCAGCAGAAGAGACUGAGACACAAAGUUCAUCAGUGCAGAGUUUAGUAAAUGAGACACAAGUUACUGUUGGUAAAAGUGAAGUUAGCAUCCAGCAAGACCAGAAGUCACUAACUGUUGGAGACAUGACAAAACCAGCAACAGACAGUCAACCAAAGUCAACGAAAUCUAAACAUCCAAAAGGUAUUGAAGAACAGAAAUCAGAGACAGAAAAAGCUCUGGAGAGGAAAACUGAGGGCCGAGUCUCACCAAUGGAUUCAACUCAACAAUCAAAAGCAGUAAGCAAUGAAACCCAGAGGUCUGAAGUUACCAAAAAAGACACUCCAACAAAGGAUCCAAAAAUUGAGAGUUUAGUGAAUAAGAAUGCAAAAUCAAACGCUAUUAAUGAAGUUCACAUAGAGCAAGAUCAGAAGACUAAAACUGUGAGAGAUAAAGAGGAGAUUAAAGAAGAGAUCAAAUCCCCUGAGACAUCGAGUGCCUUGACAAAUGUAACAGCAGCUGGUAAGACUGGUGAGAAACUGAAACAAAACCUCCCUAAAGAGAUUGCUGCUGUUGAAAAUAAAGUGGCAAAACAGGAGGAUCAGCAGAAGACUGCAUCAAAAAUAGAUGCCAAGAAAAAGUCAGAACCUAUUUUUGUAGAUGACGGAUCUAGCAAAGGUUUGGGUGAACAAAAAGACGAGCCCUCCACAGUUUCAGACGAAGCUCUUAAAAGUUCUGAUGCCCAGAUGCAGGAGAGAGUUUCCAAAGACAAACCCCAAACCAAGAGUGGUUUAAAGCAGGAACUUCAGACCAAAGUACAAGAGAAAGCCGUCAGUGACCCUCAAAAGCCUGCAAGGUCAAAGGUCAAUGGCAGUUUGACUCUUUCUGCUACAGAACAAGCAUCUCAGAUGAAGAAGGACUCUCCAUCAAGCUGGUUGGAUGUGGAGCAUAAUCAAAAACAGAAGAAAGUGCAAAGAAGAAAACUUGAAACUUCAGCCAGUGAGGACGACUCUCUUGAACCUGACGAAAUCGACGACUUUAUCAGGAGUAUUAAAGAGGGCAGCAUUCCUUUCUCAGCGCCUCCCAAGAGGCGCAUUCGGAGAAAAUCCCCGUCUCCACCUUUCACAAUGCCGGCCAUCAGAGAGGACCAUUUUGAGAAAACGUUUGAUCCAGAGGAGUUCCAGUUCGGCUUGAGAUCAUCGAUCAAAAGUUUGAAGGAUCCUUCUCCAGCUAUGAUGAUGAAACAGAAAGCAGCGCAAAGGAAAGGACGUACCCUGGAGAAACACGAGCGGGAUAAUGGCAUGCACUCAUCUACAGGCAAAAUGGAAGCGCUUGGUGAGACGGAAGGGAAUGAUGAAGGGAAAGAGGAUGCAAAUGUUGAUGGGGAAGAAGGGGAGAAACAAAACAAUGGAGAAGAGCCUUUGAAACCGAAGUCACGGCUUGAAAGGAUGUCUAUCCUCUCCGGCUUACUGAGUUCCCCUCGGUCCUCCAGGAGGACCAAAAUGGAAUCUACAUUCGCCACAUACGGUACGCUCUCAUCCAACCAACAACAGGACCUGCCUGCGCCGGGACCACAGGGAGAUGUUGCUUCACUUGCGCUUGGCGCUGGAGCAGAUAAGGAGGGUGUGAAAGGUACAGAUCAAGGCUCACUUGUGGGUGGUGGUGCAGGUAAAGCUAGUGAGUCAGCACUCAGCCACUCCUCUCCACCUCCUCCUGUGCCCUCGUUUGCUGAGAUAAAGCUGCCUGAUCAUUUGGAGAAAUACCUCAAGAUGAACACAGGAGACUCAGAGACCUCGCGGCAAUCUAAUGAGACGGAUGAACCUAAACUGAAUCCUAAGGGGAGCGCUGAGAUGGACCAGACCUCAACAGCUGCAGUACGGCAUGUGGAUGUAGGCAUGAAGGGGCCUGCAGGACUGACUCCACCCAACAUCUCCACCCAGAAAACUUCUAGAAAUGGACUCUCUACUUCGAAGCCUAAGAUACCUGCAGUCAGAGGGUUCCACAAAAGGCCUGGAAAGAUUGUUGUGCAUGAACUUGAUCAAUUUGGAGGGGAAGCAUUUGAGCUCCACGGCGAUGUAGAGGACGCCACCACGAUGAAGCUGUCCCCGGUGAUCUCAGUCAGAGUCAUCAGAGGAUGCUGGCUCCUUUAUGAAAAACCGGGUUUCCAGGGUCGAACUAUUGCCCUGGAGGAGGGUCCUACAGACCACAUAGUGAACAUGUGGGCAGAGGAGGGGACGCCAACAACAUUAGACCAGAUGGGUCAGCCUGUACCAACAGCACCAAUGGUCAUUGGCUCCAUGCGCCUGGCAGUAAGGGACUACAGCAUACCCCGUGUUGACCUGUAUACAGAGGUCAAUGGGUUGGGCAGGAUGUCGUCUUACUGUGAUGACACCGUAGAGAUCGGCUCUUAUGCAAUCCCACAGACCACCGGAUCCAUUAAGGUCCACUCUGGAGUCUGGCUGGUGUACACUGAUCCUGGCUUUGGAGGAUUUGUAGGAGUGCUGGAGGUGGGGGAGUUCCCCUGCCCAGAGACCUGGGGUUUCCCUCAGCCUUUCAUCGGGUCCCUCAGACCCCUCCGAAUGGGAGCAAUAAAAGUGGAGCAUCCCGUUGAAGUCAAGGCUUUAGUGUUUGAGAAACCAAACUUUGAAGGGGAGUGCUUAGAGGUGGACUGUGACGUGUACGACCUUCAAGACGAGCCGGACGAGGAAAGCAAGAGCAAGAAGACGCUGUCUGCAGUGGGGUCUAUGAAAGUACUCGGUGGUCUCUGGGUGGGCUAUCAGGAGUCGGACUUUGAGGGCCAGCAGUACAUCCUGGAGGAAGGGGAGUAUCCUCACUGCAGCGACUGGGGAGGAGCUGAGGACGGGCUGCAGUCUCUGCGGCCUGUACGCUCAGACUUCCUGUCUCCUCAUGCUAAACUGUGCAGUGAGCCACACUUCAACCAGCUCGGGCUCAGCAUGGACCUGCUGGGUCCCGUCAUCAACAUGGAGGACACCGGCUACGGAGUCAAAACUCAGUCCGUAAACAUCAUGGGAGGAGUGUGGGUGGGCUUUGAGAACCCUGGAUUCAACGGGGAUCUCUACGUCCUGGAGAAGGGACUCUAUACGAGCUCAGAGGACUGGGGAGCCCGGAACCCCAAGAUCUCAUCCGUACAGCCUGUCUUCCAUGACUCUCCGAUGGGAACUCCAAAAUUCAAGGUGAAACUGUAUUCUGAGCCGGACUUCCAGGGGAGGCUGGUGGCUCUGGAGGAGAGCGCAGCAGCUCUGGAUGAGGACUUCAUACCCAGGUCCUGUAAGGUGAUGGCUGGCAGCUGGGUGGCUUAUGGAGGAGCACAGUUCACAGACCACAUGUACGUGUUGGAGGAGGGAGAAUACCCCAACACAGAGGCCAUGGGCAUCAUGUCUUCAGAAUCCACUUUCUGUUCCAUACAGACCAACAGACCUGAGCUUUCUCUGCCCUCCAUCACGUUGUUCAGUAAGGAGGGCUGCAGAGGUCGCAGGCUGGUGUUGAGUAGAGGAGCUGUGAACCUGCUGCGGGACGGCCUGGAUGCUCGCAUACGCUCCCUGGUGGUGGAGGGAGGAAUGUGGGUGUUGUAUGAAGGCAGUAACUACAGUGGUCGACAGCUGCUUCUGCAGCCAGGUGAAGUGCUUGAUUUGUACAAGAUGAGCGGCUGGCAGCGAAUAGGAUCCCUGCGUCCGCUGAUCCAGAAGCAGAUGUUCUUCCGUCUGCAGAACAGGGAAACAGGAUGUGUGAUGUCACUGACAGGAACUCUGGAAGACAUCAAGCUGAUGAGGGUUCAGGCUGUGGAGGAGACUGGAGGGGUGGAGCAGGUCUGGGUCUAUCAGGACGGGCAGCUUACCUGCAAGCUGGUGGAGGACUGCUGUCUGGAGACCUCAGGCAGUGUGUUGAUGGCGGGCUGCCGGCUCUGCGUUUCCCCCGAGAGAGGAAAAGCAAACCAGCUGUGGAACAUCACUGCAGACGGCCUGGUGCGCUGCCACCUCAAACCGGACCUGGUCAUGGAGGUCAAAGGUGGUCAACAGUAUGACAAAAACCAGGUGAUCAUCAACACCUUCGAUGAGAGCAAGUUAAGCCAAAGGUGGACUUUGGUGAUCCUGUGAUCUGUGGUCCCCCUGCUGCAGCUCCGCCAGAGGCACUGAGCCCUGUGAUGCAGCUCCACCGUAGCGCCCACACCGAAGAGAUGAACCCAGCGGGUCAUUUAAAACUGCACUCUUUCGUCUUUUUUUGACUCUUGAUGAGGAGUGCAACGAUUAACUGUCUCAACACUACAUCCAGUCGUUUGAUGUCUUUUUCAGAGUUUAGAAACAUUAUACACCAAAGACUUUGACUCCCCACUCUCUGUUUUCACUGCAUUUAGUGAGAACUCUGCCCUGUCUUAAUGCUGCUUGUUACUUCAUGGUACUUCUUUUUUCUGCAGAGGUCCAAUGUCUGCUCUUUAGAAAUGUUGACAAAUAUGAAUGUAUACUUUAAAAUGUCAGCUGCAAUCUAAAGUCUGCUGUGCCUUCACUCCAAAGAUCUCUGUCCAGUUAUUUUCCUGUAAAUUGUUUGAUAUCUUUUAGAGUUUUUUUUAGCUUUUUAUCUUUUCAUACAUACCAUUCUUCACUACUUUAGUUUGUACAGAAUCAUUAAGUGUAUAGUUUGACCUUCUUAGCAGAACUUCAAUAAAAGAUUCUGCUCCCUGCUGAUUGUAAAUAUGUGAAUGUAAAAGAAAGAACUGUUAUACAUGAGGAUAAGGAUCUGAUUUGAUUUCUUGUCUUUUUUUAAAUAAAAUAUUGUUUUUCUCAGGACAUUGAAGAA
Messenger RNA from Labrus bergylta (ballan wrasse), 10387 nucleotides. Lineage: Eukaryota; Metazoa; Chordata; Actinopteri; Labriformes; Labridae. The record is from RefSeq and is a predicted model, not a curated record.